ACCCUGUCCAUAAUAAUUCCCGUAACACAAGAUGGCCGCGUCCACGAAAGGGGAAGGGUCGAGGUUCCAGGCAACGCAUUUCUCAACAGGAAAAUACUCGUUAUUUUCGGCCCAGACACACUAAUUUUCUUUUCCGGGUUAUGGAUUGGAACGCUUUACCCCACCGCUGUUCCACCAGUAGUUCAGCAUUUCAGAGAACUUGAGUGAAGAGCAGGAUCGCGCUCUUCAAAAAUGAACGAUGCGAGGGUUGCAAGCCCGGUGUCGGAGAGCGAUGAUUUGUUCGCGCGGCCGCCUUGCGGGAUCGUGGGGUCCAGCCCGGGCAAAAGUAAGCUCAGCCCCGCUGGUCCCGUCGUGGACGCGGGCAGCAAAUCCAACUCGGAUUUGAACUUUGGUGUCGGCAACUGGUCGCCAGAACUAGCUAGUACAGCCGGUCUCAAUUUUUCUUAUUUACCAACAACAUUUGGCGACCAGGAAAACCUGUCUUCCGAGAAUACUUUGCAUGACUUUGUAGGUAAAAUUCGGCGACCAAAGUCUCGACUUUACUGCCGGCGUGGCGCAGUAGUUCUGGCCAAAAAUCCGUUAGGAAAGGAUUUGAAAGGGGAAAGGAAGCUUCGACAUGCUGCAAGCAAAGGGGAUGUUGAGGAAGUCCGCAGGCUGUUAGAGGAUGGCAUCAACCCAAACAGGUCCGAUGACAAAGGACGGGCACCGUUGCAUUUUGCUGUCACCAAAGGAUGUCUCAAUAUGGUUCAGGUGCUUUUAGAUAAGGGAGCUGAUGUAAACCAAAAAGAUGGACUCGGAAACACGCCUCUUCAUCUGGCUGUGUUCAGCAACCACAUGGGCGUGGUCACAACACUCCUCGAGUCUGGGGCCAACACCCAUGAGCUAGACAGGGAAGGCCACACCCCGGUCCAUCUGGCCCGGUCUCGCCUGCGUCACAUCAAGGACUCCUGCGGCAUACCCUCCGUGCAGCUGCAGAACGAAGUCAUGCAGUUGGUGUCGAUGUUGAAGGUGUACAUGACCAGCAUGGGGUUGUCAGAGCACAUCCGACGUUUGGACCAACUCUCCUUACAGGUGCAACAAUCGACGACAACUGAACAGGUGGAUGCGAUCGAGGAUAUCCUGAACAGUUUUACAACUCUGAGUUUGCAGAAAUCCUGACGAGAUUGAAGUUUUUGCCACAUGGAUACAAACACCAUAGCUUCACUGUCAAGUAGGACAUCAAGUUGUGUCGGUAACAUUAAGUUUCUGCUCAGACGCUGUCAACUUAUUGAUUAGCAAGAAAUCAGCUUCCAUAUGAAAUUGUUUAUUGUUGCUUUCCGGGGGG
Messenger RNA from Patiria miniata (bat star), 1324 nucleotides. RefSeq names its product ankyrin repeat domain-containing protein 54-like (gene ankrd54). The coding region runs from base 232 to 1158 and encodes 308 amino acids. NCBI's taxonomy places the organism in Eukaryota, Metazoa, Echinodermata, Asteroidea, Valvatida, Asterinidae. The record is from RefSeq and is a predicted model, not a curated record. The transcript is spliced from 7 exons. Gene Ontology annotation, molecular function: protein binding.